Messenger RNA from Rhizophagus irregularis DAOM 181602=DAOM 197198, 1248 nucleotides. Lineage: Eukaryota; Fungi; Glomeromycota; Glomeromycetes; Glomerales; Glomeraceae. The record is from RefSeq and is a predicted model, not a curated record.
AAAUUUUUUCAAAAAAAAAAAAAAAAAAAAAAAAAAUUUUAAAUAAAUAAUAAAUUUAAAAUUUAUUAACAAAUUAUGGGAACUUAUGGAAUUUGUAAAGAAUGUGAAAAAGAAAAUACUGGAUAUCAAUGGUGUAUAGAAUGUAAUUCAAAACAUUUUCAACAAAAUUUUAAAAAUUGGACUAGUAAUAAUGAUGAUAUUAACAAAUUAAUUCAAGAAACUCAAUUAUUAUCAAUUAAUCAUUAUAGAGUAUUAGAAUGGAUACCAUACAAUAAAUUUUAUGAUAUUGAAUAUAUUGCAAAAGGUGGUUUUGGAAAAGUAUAUAAAGCAAAAUGGAUUGAUGGAUAUAUUCAUCAUUGGGAUACCAAUGAAAAUCAAAAUUGGAAAAGAUUUAAUUCCAAUGAAUUUGUAGCAUUGAAAAGUUUAAAUAAUUCAGAAAAUGUUACACUAGAAUUUAUAAAUGAGAUUACAAUGCAUUGUAAAGCUAUUGAAGACUCUUAUAUUUCUUUUAUUGUUAGAGUUCAUGGAAUUACACAAGACCCGGAAACAAAAAAUUAUAUGAUGGUUUUGCAAUAUGCGGAGAAAGGAAGUUUACGAAAUUAUUUAAAUAAAUAUUAUAGUAAGUUAGAUUGGAAAACUAAACUUUUUUAUUUGUGGAAUAUUGCAUAUGGACUUGAAACAAUCCAUGAAAGGGAACUAAUUCAUCGAGAUUUACAUAUUGAAUAUAUGGUGUUUUACCUUAUAUCGCUCCUGAAAUUUUAAGAGGACAAAAUUAUACUAAAGCUGCUGAUAUUUAUAGUUUUGGUAUAAUUAUGUAUGAAGUAAUUUCUGGAUUAUUUCCGUAUUAUGAUUUAAGUCAUGAUGAAAAUUUAGCAAUAAAAAUUUGUCAAGGACUUAGGCCAAGAUUCAAUAAUAUUAAAGUUCCCCAAUUAAUUGUGCAUUUAAUUAAAAGAUGCUUGGAUGCAAAUCCAUUAAAUCGACCAAAAGAAAGAGAAAUUAGUGAUAUUUUAAUUAAAUGGAAUGAAUAUGAUAACAAUCAAUCAGAAAUAGGAAAACAAAUUAAAGAAGCAGAAGAGAUCAAUAAUAAUUUGCCAACUAGCAAUAUGUCUUCAGUUAAUUUAUCAUAUGAAAUACAUUCAGGAGCUGUUUAUACAAGUAGAUUACUUAAAUUUAAUAAUCUUCCAGAACCAAAAAAUUCUGAUGAUUAUUAUGAACAAAAUGAUAAUAUAAUUAGUGAAAAAUUUUCAG